CAGAGCUAGGCGAGAAACGAUAGUUGACUCCGUUUCCCAUAAUGCUUCAGGGCUCCUACGUCAUUAAUCCGCGCAGAGCUGAGGUGGCGUUACCGGAGUUUCGCUCGUGUUCGGCAGUUUAUCGGUCCGAUAACGACGCGGUUCCCCCUCAGACGGUCUGAAAGCGCCGCGGCGGGACUUCAUCUCCAUCAUGACCAAACUGAUGCAGUGGCUGUUCGGGGUGUCGCUGCUGGGGACCCUGUGGGCUCUGGUCAGCUUCGACCUGCUGGACUGGAAGGUCCCGCACACGUACCGGGAGGUGGCCUGGCCCAUGCCGCUCUACCUGCUGGUGUCGUUCGGCUGCUUCUCUCUGGCCACGGUGGGUUACCGGGUCGCCACCUUCAACGACUGUGAGGAGGCGGCGAAGGAGCUGCAGGAGCAGAUCCGGGAGGCGAAGGAGGACCUGCGGAGGAGAGGUCUGAAGAUGUAGAACAUUUAAACCCGAGGAGAGACUGCGGGGAUCCUGGUGGAGGAUCUGAACUGUUGAGACCUUUCUGACCUCUCAUUAAGACUAUUUAGUCACGUGAUGCAAACAGGAAGUGUUUAGUUUUUUUCUCUUUUUUCCAGAUUUGAGGAUUUUCUUAUUUUUUAGCCCAUCAUAAAUCAGCAGAAUCCAAACUUGAUUCUUCUGUUGUGUUUUUUUGUUCAUUGUCACAAAGGCCACCAAAGGUCACGCUGUGGAAAAUUCACCUUCUCCGUCACUUCCUGUAUUCAUAGAUCUUUACGUCUCAUUACAGAUGGGUUCUGUGCAUUUAAGACUUGAUCCAUGAAUGUUUUCUGGAAAAUUAAAGGAACUUUAUUUUGUAAAUGUAA
Messenger RNA from Oryzias melastigma (Indian medaka), 852 nucleotides. RefSeq names its product dolichyl-phosphate mannosyltransferase subunit 3, regulatory (gene dpm3). NCBI's taxonomy places the organism in Eukaryota, Metazoa, Chordata, Actinopteri, Beloniformes, Adrianichthyidae. Gene Ontology annotation, cellular component: endoplasmic reticulum membrane; dolichol-phosphate-mannose synthase complex. Gene Ontology annotation, biological process: GPI anchor biosynthetic process. The record is from RefSeq and is a predicted model, not a curated record. Bases 191 to 469 code for a protein of 92 amino acids. The transcript has 2 exons.